AUGGGAAAUGGUCUGCUGGGUGGAUCUGCAAUCUCAAUCAAUGAAGAAUGUGCCGAGCAGAACCUAAGAAAUCACCUAUAUGUCUGCCUUAAAGGUGUUGGUGUUUCAUUAGAUGAUGAAAGAGGGCUUCGAUUUGUCAAGGAGCCUCCAAAUAAAGGCUUUAAGUCAGAUGAUGAUCUUUUUGCAGGUGUAGAUUGGGAGCACUCUGAUUCCAAAAGUUCAGAUGCAGAAGUUGAGCCAGAAUGCAUGUGA
Molecule: messenger RNA, 252 nt
Organism: Ilex paraguariensis (yerba mate)
Lineage: Eukaryota; Viridiplantae; Streptophyta; Magnoliopsida; Aquifoliales; Aquifoliaceae
Source: the annotation of a GenBank genome assembly